AUGUCUGCUGCUUGUGCAGCCUAUUCCAUUUCAGAUCCAGCACUCCAGAUCUGGCAUGGCAGACUUGCACACCUCUCUGAGCAGGGGAUCAAACAGCUUAUGAACAUGUCCACAGGGAUUAAACCUAUUCAGAGGUCCUGCUUAUGUAAAGGUUGCGCACUUGGCCGUCUCAAACAAGUUCCACACAAGGGAAAGAUUCGCAAGGGCACAAGGCCACUCGAAUACAUUCAUGCCGACAUUUCAGGACCCUUCCACAUUGAAGGAUACAGCAGAGAAAGAUACUGGGCAGUAUUCAUAGACGACUUCACUCAAUAUGCUUGGGUAUUCCCUAUUAAACACCGCUCUGAUUUCCUCAGCUGCUUCAAGUCUGUACUGGAUACCGCAGAACGACCAGAACGCCGGUGUUAUAACCUUCACAUCGACAAGGCUGGAGAAAAUAUCUCCACUGAGGUCCAAGCUUUCUGUAAAGACCGUGGGAUUGCGUUAUCCGCUACAGCAACUGAGCAACACGAGCAAAACGGUAUUGCUGAAAGGCUCAAUGGGGUUAUUCUCGAACGCCUUACAGAAGUCCUCGCAAGCAUAGAUGAUGAAGAAGUCCCAUCUAAAUACUGGCCCAUCCUCCUGCAAUCAGUUAUGUAUCUUAGGAAUCGGUCCCCCAGCUCAGUAAUUGGAAAGACACCAUACGAAGCUUGGUUUGGCCAGUCUCCUGACCUUGCCCACCUAAGAACUCCUGGAGCCAAAGGAUUCGUCUGGCUAAAGAAAAGUGGUCACCGCAAGCUCGAUCCUGUUUCUGAGCCCUGCCGAAUGCUAGGCUAUCAGGGUUCCACCAACUACAUUGUGCUCACAGAUUCUGGCGUUACUGUGUCUAAUAAUGUUGUUUUUGACGAACACCAGACCUGCCUCCACCGGACUCUGCAUGCAGAGGGGGAAGCGGAAGAAGUGCCUGCAGAGACUGGGUCAGCAGCCAGUGGGAGCAGUGAGACCAUUCUCGAUACCAUUAUUGUUGCAGAACCGGAACAGCAAAAGAAUCGCAGGAUUAGGCACCCUUUUCCGCUCAACCCGAAUAUAAUGCUAGCCUACUCCUUCCUCGGCGCAGCACUCUACACACAAAAUCCUACCGAGCCACCAUCGUACAAGCAUGCCAAAGGAGAUCUAGCCUGGCCAAAGUGGUUAGAAGCCAUGAGGUGCGAGCACGAGUCCCUAACGGACAACAUGACAUGGUCGCUGGUAGCGUGUCCACCUAAUAAAAAGAUUCUGAGUGGAAAGUGGGUAUAUAAGCUGAAGAAGGGCCCCAACGGAGAGGUUCUUCGAUAUAAGGCUCGAUGGGUUGUACGAGGCUUUGAGCAAACAGAAGGAAUCGAUUACAACGAGACGUUUGCGUCAGUUGUCAAGCCCAUGAGCUAUAAAGCAAUAUUUGCCAUUGCCGCAGCCCUUGACCUUGAGCUGGAACAAAUGGAUGUGAAAACAGCCUUCCUAUAUGGUGAUAUAGACGGCGAAGUCUAUAUGGAACAACCGCCCGGAUGUGAUGACGGCACCGGGAGGGUCUGCAAACUCAACAAGGCACUAUAUGGGCUUAAACAAGCCCCCAGGAUCUGGUACCAGACGCUUUCCACAUUCCUAGAAGAUCUCGGCUUCUACCCCCUAACUUCAGAUGUGGGAAUUUUUGUCAAGGGUAACACCUAUAUUGCCGUCUAUGUGGACGACCUCUUGAUUGCUGGACCCUUAAAGGAGGAAAUCCAGGAACUCAAGAACGCCCUGGGCAAUCGAUUUCAAAUGACAGACCUUGGCCCCUGCAGCUACUAUCUAGGCAUGACUGUUGCUAGAGACCGCAAGAACCGGACAAUUCGGCUGAGUCAAAAGGGAUACAUUGAAAAGGUCCUCAAGGAUUUCGGGAUGCCGAUGGUGAUGAAAAUCACAGGGUAG
Messenger RNA from Metarhizium robertsii ARSEF 23, 1923 nucleotides. RefSeq names its product Integrase, catalytic core. Lineage: Eukaryota; Fungi; Ascomycota; Sordariomycetes; Hypocreales; Clavicipitaceae. Gene Ontology annotation, molecular function: nucleic acid binding. The record is from RefSeq and is a predicted model, not a curated record. The coding region runs from base 1 to 1923 and encodes 640 amino acids. The transcript is spliced from 2 exons. Gene Ontology annotation, biological process: DNA integration.